Ochlerotatus camptorhynchus is the source of this 24685-nucleotide messenger RNA. RefSeq names its product chico (gene chico). NCBI's taxonomy places the organism in Eukaryota, Metazoa, Arthropoda, Insecta, Diptera, Culicidae. Gene Ontology annotation, molecular function: insulin receptor binding; phosphatidylinositol 3-kinase binding. The transcript has 11 exons. Gene Ontology annotation, cellular component: cytosol; plasma membrane. The coding region runs from base 2362 to 8388 and encodes 2008 amino acids. The record is from RefSeq and is a predicted model, not a curated record. Gene Ontology annotation, biological process: insulin receptor signaling pathway.
UUUAGUUAGUUACCGUCUCUCGCCGAUAGAAGUGAGCGUUCCUCUCUAUUUCUCUAUGGUGCGACGGCAUCGAAUCGCGGGUCCGUUUCUGUAGUACACACACAUUUUCCGGAUUUCCUGCGGUUGUUAUUACUACUGCCUGCUGUUGCUACAUCAUCAUUACUGUUAUUAUUGGCAUUGCCUCGCGCGGUGCUGUUAUUAUUAUUGUUUUGGUUGUUAUUCGCGCUUUCGCCGUCUGCUCCUUCGGGCCCAGCUUCUUUUCCACGAAGGAAGGGUAGUGGUGAGUGAGCGAAAGCAAGGCAAGAAGAAGCGCCUGCAAGGUGGUUCAUCUUCGGUUCUUUGCUUGCAUCGUGGUUGUGAUCGUGAUCGAAUGCGGGCGCGAUCUAGUUCGAUAGCAGUGCAAAGUGUGAAUUAUUGGCCCCAAAAAAAAAUUUUUUUAUUGCCACGACCUAGCCUGGUAGUGGUGUGUGAUAGCGCGGCUACAAAUUCCUCCAAGCCGUCGGUGUGUGGGUAGUGUGUGGUGGAUUUUCGGUAAUUGUGCGAGACGCGUUUUUUACUGGCUUGGCGAAUUAUCGCGCGGCUAUGCUGCGGCGGCGGUGGUGUUGCAGUGAAUCAAAAAAAGCCACGACGGGCGUAUUGUGGUAGUGCUGCCACGAAGUAUGUGCGUGAUAAGUGAGAACGGCAUUUUCGUAAGAGCAAAAAAGUAAGAAGCAAAACAGUAACGGAAGAAGAAUAAGUAAGGCGGCGCGGAAUAUUGCGACUAGCAGAUUCUUGAAUCGAAAGAGGUGUAUGUGGUGCGUUUCAAUCGAAGAAAAUCGUGCUGCUGUGGUAGCUGAAUGAAGGAUUUUCAACCGCCCGAACCGAGCAGAUUGCGAUCGUGGUGGUGGCGGCGGUGAUUUUCGAUUCAUCGUCGAAGGAAUUUGAUGACUUUUUGACUGAGAGACAGAGCAAGGGACAGAAAGAGAGGCCAAAAUCCCGACCCGCCUCAGUUGUUAUUCAAUAAAUUUAAUUAAAGUAAACAUCAGAAAGAGCAAGAGGCAAAAGGCGUGAGCGUGCUGUGGUGUUCAGGAAACAAACCAAAAAUUCAAGAAGUAAAAAUUCCAAUCUCGAACGAAGAAUAAAAAAGCAGUAAACUUCCAGGCAGUCUGCAGAGGAGCGAAAAAAAAAGUGAAAGGAAGCAAGUAAGCGAGCAAGCAAGCAGUUGGGAACGGAAUGCAUCGACACAAGAAAGUUGAAAACAAUCGUUUCAGUUUCAAGUUUCCUGCAAGUGGCAUUUCAUAAGGAGCUUGUUGCUGCCGACCGACCGGUGCAUAUGUGCUUGUAAAGGGUAGGAAAAAAGGUUCCAAGAAGAGAAAGAGCAAGUGAUUCAUGAGAGUAUCGAAAAACGCACUUGUUUUUCCUUGCAGAAAGGAAGGAAAUUAAAGAAAAAAAAAAACGUGGAAAAAGUUUACGAAAUUAAAAUCUACCAAAGUGCUUUGCAGAAGAAACAACAGUGUUGUGAACCUUACGAGGCUGGUAGCAGUCUGAAGAGUAAAUCUAUUCGUGUCGUCAACUUUGGGGGGCGUCGAAAGUUGCGUAGCUGCUCUGUGUGGUCUACCGCUCUUUCGGUGAGCCAUUUCGCAAAUCCAAGAAAAAAAAGUGCGUCGUCGGUCGAAUCGGAUCGAAGAGGAAGAGAAAUACAGAAAUCCAAGUUGAUUGCAUAAGUGGAAGCCGAUUGAACGCGACAGGCACCACCAGCUCAUGAUGGUAAAACUGAAGUGAAAUCCAAUUUUAUUACCCGUAAGUAAUCGAGGAAAACGAAGAAAAUUUGAGGCCCUGGUGAAAAGAGCAAAAGUGUGCCCUUGCGCGCCCUCCUUGGAGUCGAAAAUUAGAAGGUAUUUGGGUUUUGUCCAGUCAAAGAAGGUGAAGAAGAAGUUGGUGCGCUGCUGUUACGUGAUCAAAGUUAAUAAAUUGGAAAUUGAAUGGCAGCAGCCUAAUCAAGUGGCAAUAUAGAAGUGGGUUGUAGUGCUCCAUUAUAAACCUAAACCUCAAGGUUUGAAGUUUGCGUGAGUGCAAGUAGUCCCAGCAGAGGCGCAGUGUUGUGUGUUGACAGAAGGAAGAGAUUAAGAAAGGGCGGACACAAUAAUUUGGCAGUAAAAUUCUACCGCCAACGGAGAAGCCGGACUGCAGCAGAAAGUGUGUGUUUCGUCGGUUUCGAACCACCUCUAGUUCGGUUCGACGUGGAAGAGGCCUCACCACGGGGCUGGAUUCUUGAUUGCUCAAUUCCAGAAUUACACCAUCAAAACGUCUCCGGAAAAGCCACCCUCUCGGUCACAAUCAACUAGUUCUCAUGGGCCACCGUGGCGGAAAAUUGCCGCCGCGAUGUCCACACUUACUAGUAACGCAAACAACAACAACAACAACAACAACAAUAAUAACAACAACCUUGUCAUCAACGCAUCCUCACAACUCACAACCAUCAACAACAACAACAACCCGAACGCCAUCAAUAACAACAAUCCGGGUACUCCGACCGCAGCGGUGCAUCAACCCCACCACCACCACCACCACCACCACCACAGCGCACUUGCUUCCGGUGUCAGCAGAUUGUUUGCCCGCAGUAUGUCCUCCUCGUCGAACGGUGGUGGUGGUUCCGGAGGGCUGCCGGCCAAUUCGGGUGGCGCCUCGGCAGCAGGUGGCUCGUCACUUUUGUCGGCGGCUGCCGCUGCUGGAACCAGUGGCUCUCUGUCCAGUGCUAUUCCCGCCGAGUUGAAUGUGGUCCUCCAUGGGUACCAUCGGAAGCUGAAAACCAACAAGAAGAAAUACUUUGUAGUGUACGGCGAUACGCCGGAGAAGAACGCCCGAUUGGAGUACUUUGACAGUGAGAAGAAAUUUAAGCAGUCCUGGCUGAAGAGCAGUUCGGUGCAGGCCAAACGUAGCAUAGUGUUGCGAAGUUGUUUCAACAUUAACAAGCGGCACGACAUCAAGAAGCAUGUGAUUGCGUUGUAUACCAAGGAUGAUUGCUUUUGCAUUGUGUUCGAUAGUGAAGAGGAGCUGAACCGGUGGCUGCGGACGUUGCUGUCGUUGCAGCGUGGCGAGGAAUCGGAGGGCGACCCACCAAGACCUACUUUCGAGCACGUUUGGGAUGUGUUUGUCGAGCGCAAAGGGCUGGGCGAUAGCUACGGAAUCCUGGGCAAGUAUCGCCUCUGCAUCACGGACAAAACGCUCUCGCUGGUACGGAUAGGUCCGCCGACGACCAGCUCCGGCGAUAGUCGCGUCGAGAUGGUCGAGUUUUCGCUGGCAUCGAUUAGAAGAUGCGGCGCCUCCCAGCGGUACUUCUACCUGGAGGUCGGCCGAAGUUCAAAAACUGGCCCCGGCGAGAUAUGGAUGGAGGCACCGGACGCUAUCAUUGCCCACAACAUGCACACAACGAUCAUGAAACCUACCAAAAAUCGAGAAACGGAUAUUCUCGGCCCAAUGCGGAAUCGUUCCUCGUCGGCGAAUGCAGCCUCCAAGCCAACCCAGAUGUUGGUGCGCCGGCAAACGCACACCGGUCAGAAGCCCAUCAAUUGUUCGCCCUCUGGUGUUACAUCCGCAGUGAUAUUCCAUCAGAGAGCUUUAUCAUUACCAAGCGCCACCCCCAUGCUAAGCCAUUCUCCCCAUAGCAAUUCGUCCUCCGCCGCCGUCGCAGCCGCAGCAGCACACCUGGCGAUGCAAAAGUCCUCCCAGAGCAAUCUAGGCAGUAGUAGCAAUUUUAGUAGCAAUCCUAGUUUUAACGGUCUAUCCGGAGGUGGAUUCUUCGGCAAGAAUUCCACCGGCGGAAUUGUGGUCGAUCGUUCGAUCCAACCGGUCCACCACCGUACCCGGUCCCUUCCGCUGACGGAGGAAAGUGCAAUACGUGUCGCAUACAAUGGUAUGCAUCCGCAUCAGCUACCGAGCGGCAAUCGCAAACAUCAGAAAUCGUCCAGCUUAUCGAUUGCAUCGCUCAAAUGCACCUGUCUAUCUGGUGCUGCCGGUGGAACGCUACCGAUCAUUGUCGUUGGCAACAGCAGCAACAGAACAAGUCAUUAUAAUUUAUGCCCCCUGCACGGCAAUGCCGUCCAUGCAGCAUCUCCCUCGUCAGCUAUCUCAUCUGGGUCCACUCAACAGGACUAUGAAAAUAUGAAUAAAUCAUGCUCGUACCUGCCGUCAACGUCUCCUCCGGAUCAGCAGCAUUAUUACAGCAAUCACUUGUUCGAGGCGACUGAUAGCAAUCAUCCUGCAAUCGUGACGCCAUCCCGCAGCUCGAUGGAGAGCAUAAUCGAAGAUCAAAAGUACCUCCCGAUGGAUAUGAAAAAGCCUGCUACCACCACCAAUCACCACCAUCUGCCAUCUGGUGUUUCCCAGGAGGACAAAGAUCCGGCGGGCACUGCAGCACCAAAUCUUCAGUUCAUUAGUCGGCUACUGCGAAGUUCGCACAUUCAAACUGCCAACAAUAGUAAACUGACCGCGCUGAAAAUGGCCACCACCGCAAUCACCGCUGGGGGCAGCAGUAGUAGUUGUAGUAAUAGCACUAGUAGCAAUUUGCACGGUAGCACUACGGGAACCGGAAACGGUACCGGCAGCAACACUCAUUCGUACUGUAGCAAUAGCGGAAGUUCGCUGCCGAAAGGGGGCGGCACUUCCGGUUCCCCACCGGGUACGCUGAGACGCCGCAGCGGUCGUAACAGUGCCAAUUCCAGGCGGAGCGCAGCCGUUGCACGCGAGCGUUGCGACAGUCUUCCAUCGCGGAAUCGAACGACCAGCGAAACCAGCACCCAUCAGCAGCAGUUGAUCAUAAAUAGCGGCGGAAUGCCUCCGCCCAGAACGAUUCCGUCGUCCAGCUUCACCCGGCCGCAGUCGAUGAUCGUUAACCGCCAGAGCCACAGCCAUAGUCCUCCGGUGCAUUCGUCGCCGCUGAGUCCACCGUCGACCGGUGCAUGUUCAACCGGUAGCGAUGGUUCCUCGUUCAGCAUUGACGAACCGGACAGUUUUCUUAGUUCGCACACACCGGAUGAAGGCAAUGGCUUUUCCAAGGUCAUUAAUCAUCUCAGCUCAGGUUGUUCCAUUCCGGAGGAGAAUUCCGAAGAGUACAUCAACAACUACGGGAAGAUCCCUAUGAGGCCACAAAUGCAACAUCGAUCCAUGGAUGAAUUCGGCAGCCACUUAAGGCAUAGUUUUAACUCACUGUCGCUUCCAAUAUCACAGGCGAUCAGAAGGGGCAGCCCGGCGCCACCGUCGAACAUUGUCGGUUCGGUCGAGGGCAGCAGCAACUACAUGGACAUGAGCAGCCCGUGCGGUAGCUCCCCGGGCGAUCCAUCCGGCAACAGUGGCUACAUCCCGAUGUCACCGGGUGCGGACUUUCCACGAGGCUUGUACAGUUCCAGUGCACAUUCGCGCACCUCCAGUCUGGCGGAGGACACCGUCGACGGUUAUGUUCCUAUGUCGGGCCCAGGUCACUCCACCGCGCAAGAAUACGUGGACAUGGAUCCGUCGCAUAAUAGUAGUAAUCGCACGAUCGCGGCAACCAGCAGUCACGCUGCAACGAUCGGCGGUGGUAACGGCAACAUCAGUUCGGCGGCUUCCAGCUGCAGUAUAACGUCGGGAACUCCCUCGACGGAUAUGCGGUUCUCCGAGUACCAUCUGGAGAAGGUGGUGGCCCGGUUUACGCCGAGUGAGGACGACGAAAUGGAUCGACCGAUUCGAACGUACUCAGUGGGAAGCCGGUUGGAGCAUAACAAGAGAAAAUUACGCGUGGACAUGCUCAGCUCGGAGUGUUCCUCAAAUUCGAGAGUUCGUGCGUUUUCCGUUGGCUCGAGAGCUAAGGUCCCGAGAUCGGACGUGUACAAAGGAAGUGGAGCUCCAAUAACGGCACCGUUGCUAUCGGCCGGAAGUUCCGGAAGCAUGCAGGAAACUAGUAGCAACAGUGGAAGCAUCACAAAUUGUAUUAUCGGGCCGGGCACGGACGCGAGAGGAUCAAAUUCGAGCAUGAACGAAGGCAAGACGGGCAAAAAGUCGUCAAGUGCACCGAUGUUGGCUGCGAAGCCACAUGGAUCGUUUGAUCCGAUGGAUGAUCUGAUGGAGAUCGAUUUUACCACACCGUUCCAUGGUGAACCUGAUGUUAGUAGUAGCACACCGCAGAAAUCCAUGGGGAUGGAGGAUUACAUGGAGAUGACAGCGGGUGGUAGCCAGAGUAAUAAGGGGUACGUCGAGAUGAAGCCGGGUCAUCUACCCACGGCGAAUACGAGUACCCUAGAGCAAAGCGACUAUCUGGACAUGAGACCGGGAACGGGAUAUGAACCGAACCUGUCGACGAAAAGCAAAAGCUCUCCGAUUAAAAUUAACUCGCCGAAGAAAUUCAACGGCGGUGGAAAUAAUAACAAUAACUACCUGGAAAUGUCCCCACUGAUGAUGGGAACAUCGUCUUUGUCUUCCUCAUCGGCAACGCACCGUAAAACAAAAGUACCUUCGGAAGAUUACCUGAACAUAAACCCACUGAUGAUGACCAGUGGCGGCGGCGACAGUGGCAACGAAGAUAAAAUGAUAAACGAAGAAGAAGAGGAAGAGGAAGUAGUGGCACCGAGCAGUGCCCCGGAGGUGUACAUGGAAAUGUCCUGGAGUCAACCCAAGUCUAGUCUUAAGCCUGAAAGUUCCAAGCCGGCUUCGGAUGAAUAUAUUAAUAUGGAUUUCACUCGUAAAGAAGUGGGAGGAGGGGCGUCGGGUGGGGCGGACUCGCGCCUCAGUUCGUUGCCCAUCGCUAUCCAAUCGAGCAGUGGCGGGAGCCGAGCAAUGCAAGGGGACCUGAUGGAACCAAAGAUGGGCGGAGCACCGUCUAAUAUUCCAAAUUACCUUCCGUUGAAUCCCGCGGCAAUUCAACAGCGACACUCAGUUUCGGCACAAAUCGGAUUCAGUCCGAAGCAGAACAGUUUGCGAUCGCGGUGUGAUUCGAGGGACAGUGGCAUUGUGACACCCUCCGGCAGUCAAGCAACCAUUUUUCCCUUUAGCCCGGGAAGUCCUAUCAAGUCAUUCCCUAUGGGAGGAGAACCGAGCGCAGAGGAAAGGAAGUGUUUUGUCGAUGGAACCACCGGUACCUUGCGCAUCAGCGAAACCGAUGAGGAUAACAGUGAGGAGUCGAGUGAGUUCCUAGCAGUAAUGGAUCAACAGCAGAGACAACAAACACAAGGCCCGAAAGACGCGGAAAAUAGUAAGCUGGAGGAUCUAAGUCAUAACUAUGCCGAGUUGAGUAUAGGUCAGCAACAGCAGCAGCAGCAUCAACAGCCGAAGACUGAUAAGAGUCGCCCAAGUUCCUUCAGUAGUACCAAAAAAGCGAAUCUAAGUCUGAUUCUCACGACAUCGACGAAUACCAUAACAACACCGACGAUAACUGCGAUGAAGUCUGCUCUUGAAUAUCCGGAUUAUGUCAACUGCAGUCCGGUAACGACUCCGGUGGUACCGAAACCGACCACUCCUAUGACAUUAGAUGAUCAAGCCGGUGAUUAUGCGAUCAUGAAUCCAGCUAGUCUGAGGAAGUUAUCUAGUACUUCCCAAUCGGAACUCUCAACGAGCGAAUGUGGACUUCCACCGUUGACGAGAAAGUCCAACAUGAUAGGUUUUAAGCCGAUAACCUCCAGCCAAGACGAAGCUCUGUUGAAGAAAUCCAGUGGAGUGUCUCCGAAACCGGCUUUCAGUCGACAGUACUCGGAACGACGGGCCGGUCCAUCCGGAAUCGAUUCCUCCGGUUAUGAGAUGCUUCAGCGUGCCUCGUCACGACCGAACAGUGUAAACAGUGAGAAGAUCAGCAACAAAUGUCCUCCAUCGGCAGGUUCGACGCGUCCGAGUUCGGCCAACAGCGAUAGACUUCCCAUCAUAUCAGCUACCUCAUCGUCCGCUUCCUCAACAUCGACGUUGUGCGAGAGCAAAAACCAAAGCCCAACUGCGUCCAGCAUGAUGCUUGCCACAACGACGGCGGCGACUAUCAGUAUCCGACCUGACUCCGUAACCUCGCUGACAGAUCCGCACAUUAUCUCGCGGCCUCCAUCGGUAAGCUCGGAACGCGAACUGCACUAUGCCAGUCUCGAUCUUCCACCCUGCAGCACAAAUCCUCCCCCUUCUGCGGCAGCAGCAGCAGCAGGAGCAGUAACAGGUGCAGUAGUUGUGCCAUCCAGCCGCAUGGAGGUCGAUUCCGAUAAUAGUGUGGCUACAGCAAGCCGCCCUGCGGGACCCGACUCGUUGAACUCCAGCCCUAGUCCCAAUUCCGGAUGUACCUCGCAACAACAGACUGGUUCUGCCUUUACCUAUGCUCAAAUCGAUUUUGUCCGCUCGGUUGCGCAGGCUCAGGCCAUACAGCAGCAACAACAGUCAUCAACCAAAAGCGGCCAACAGCAAAAGUAAGAGAGCACAGACACACUGAAAACUGCCAAUCUGAAACAACAGCAGAGCCCUUCCUUUCAAUCGUAAGUACUAGCGGUUAAGCUGCGCGCGUGAGAUGUAAAUAUAAACCAACCACGCUCGGAUUAGGACAGUGUAGUUCUUUGUUACCGUUUUGUUUUUUGUACCACUACUAAGAGCAAACCGCCAAGAAGGAGAGACACAAACCAGGGCGGACAGUGUAGUGUCCGAGAAGAGAUAAAGUAGUAGAGUGCCGCACCUACCUACCUACCUACCUACUAAGAAUGUCGAAACGAUACUUUUAAUUAGUGUUUAAGCGCAUCGCGUUACGGAUAAGCAAGAGAAGAAAAGUAACAAAAAUAUUCCAAAAAUAGUUUAAUUGCAAAAGAAAAAGCAAGAUCAACAGAACCCCAACAGAUACACAGAUGGAAGGAAAGAAAGUGAAAAUAGUUGAAACCUUGAGAUAUAAGAUGAAAUUUCAAAUGCCAAAAUAAGCUUUACUUGAUUUUCUUGUUUUUUGUUUACUUUCAUCAAACGAUAGAAGGAAACUACACGAUUAUAAUAGAAACUAUUAAGGGAAAACACAUACACACACACAUACAUACACAGAUUGCAGAAACAGGAAAGGAAGCCUAGCCAGUAAGUAAAUUAAUUGAGUGUAUGCAUAAGCUUAGACUAAUGUAGAGACGGAAGGAAGAAACUAUAGAAAACUUUAUUUUUUAUUAAGGAAAUCAACUUUUUAGCCGGUAAGGAUAGAUUUAGACGAAAAAGUAUAACUUAUACAAGUUUAAGCUUAAGAAGAAAUGUAAACAAGUAAAAAAGGCAGAAGAAGAAAAUAUCUAUAUAGAAGUACGUCUAAGUGAAGUAAAACAGAUAAGGUCAAAACCUCUAAACUAUUCAUAUUCAUAUAUACAAAAGUAGAACACACACACAUACACAGACAUACACACAUAAACAUGCACACGUAACGAGAACGGUUUGAAUCAGCAAGAAGAUAGUUUUACUUUUCAAAGUAGCAAACAGAAAAUGAAGAAGAAAAAGCAACCAUAGGAAUCAGCUCUAGGGAUACGUUCAAGUAUAUAUAGAACCGAAAGAUGAUCCUACGCGUGCCAGUCGCAAAACACUCCUCGCGUGUGGAUGUAAUAGAAACCUGUAUUUUAUGUACGUUUAUCAUCUUCGGUGAACAAAGCAAAAUCAUAGUUAAAAUAUACAAUUUUUUUCGUUAGUCACAAUGUUUUAGUUUCAGGAAUUCAAGAGUACACAGAACAACCAACCAGCAUUGUUCAAGUCAACUUAAGUGACAAGCGACAACGACGACGACGAUGACGACCACGACGACGAUUAAGACCAAGACUGUUCUUCAGUGAAAUCAAACCUUCGUUGUUCAAUUAAAUCUUUCGCAAGUUUUGGAGACGAAAAAAAAACAAGAGAAGAGAUCUACCAGCUUUGUAUCUUUUUCGCGUAGCUUAUCAAAAAGAUAUUCAAGCUUAUUCUUUAGUUUGUCAUGUUUCUUUCAUUUUAAAUCGAGUUCGAUUCUCCAGAAGUGAUUGUUUUUUUGUUCUUUUCAUAUGUUUACUAUUAUACUUAUCUACGUUUUGCUCAAUUUAUUGUAAUUUUACUACUGUUCUGUUUAAGUUUAUCUAAUACGUUUUUCAUUUGUUAUGGGCGUUACCUAAUCGUUCCGUUUUGUUUUCUGCAGAAUUUUGAGUGCGAAUCGAAAAUGAAGUUUUCCAAAAUUUUCCAAACUAUUUCAACUAAAAGCGUACCUAGAUCACGUAAAAUCACACAUCUUUAAAAACAAACGGACACAAGAACAGAGGGGUCCUUGUAGUCACAACUUUUAUUGAACAUCAAAAAAUAAUUUUAUUUUAACGCACACCUACAACCCAUGAGCUGCUAACGGUCCUCCUUAUUUCUAGCUAUUCAAUCAUAAAGCCCGGUUUAGAUGAUUCGAUUUGGCGUUCAAUUCUCUUGAACUUCGAAAAGAACAGUCAGAUCGGGGGUUAGUUAAAUCAACUUUAGACCUUAAACGUGUUUUAUUGUAAUUGUAAUUGUUCAGUGCAUAGGCUGUGCCUUCCGCUAAGAAGGCUUAUCUAGGGACCAACCCCCUAGUCUAUACACCUACUGUCCUUCCCGUUGCACUCGUCAGCUCGUGCGAUACUCUAGACACACAUGGGUGGUCGUAUCCGGGUCCUCCCCUGGGUAGGCUCGUGUCCGUCCAGGUUCUGGUACAUUAACUUAUCUAUAUGCAUUGUAAUUAUACUUUUAAAACUCACCUUUUGAUUAUAAUGUCGAAAAUGCUGAAACUAAAUAAAGGUUAGCGAUCCAUAUAAGGUGUGUGCUGCGACGGAGUAGUAAUUGAAGGAAAUGAGGUUCUGAUGUGAAGUAUAGGUAAUUCUAAAAUAGGUAAAUCAAUUAAUCAUUAGCUGCUAACAGUUACUAAUAAAUGGGUACGAUAAAUCACUCAUCAAUGAGUAUUGCCACUCCCACUGAAAAAUUGGCAAAACCUUAAUCAUAAAUGGAUAUUCGAUUCCUACCGUGUAUUUAAAGUAAAGUUAGGAUCUUAUCAAGCAAGCACACACCUUUUACGAUUCUUAUCCUACUUACGGUUUCCUGCACAUACGACUUUUCCUAGAUACAAGCUUCGUCCAGUAUACAUUGGCUGUCUCCUACCGGCAUGAUCCUUUCUGUCUGCUUAAUCUUGCCGGUGCAAGUUUAAUUCUUCUUUUCUUGUUCGAAUUUUCUUUUUCUCCUAUUGAUCUUCUGGUCGUGUUCCCAUUUGUCCUCAGGCAGUUAAUAUUAGUACAUGAUAGGAAGAAAGAAAGAAAUAGAACAAGUUAAGUGUGAGCCGCAUGCAUUGGUUACUUAUUUGGGUCAUGGUGUUGUCUUCCCUAUUUAUUUGCCUCUAUUCGCUCUCAUAUCGCAACGUUUAACUCACCCCCUUCCCUCACACUAUUAUGGAAAAGAAAAGAGAACCCAUAUUUAGUAAUCUAUCGCGAACUGCGAUGCAGAAGAUAUUAAUAGCAAACUAAUCUGGAACUGGUCUAAGACAUAUAACCCAGCGAGUAUUGACACAUCACACUGUUGUGAAUGAGCACGGACGCGAGAUUUACUAGAGUAUUAAAUGCAAAACGCAAAAUCAAAAUAAAACUUGACAAGACAUCGUCAAUCCCCUUAUUCUUGGGCAGGGUCUGACGAUGUGAAUCUGAUUUUGAUCAGUGAACGGGCCCCAUAUGGUACAUUUUCUCACUAUGAACAUGUCAUUUCCAGCCUAUCUGAACUAUUUAAUAAAUGGAAACCAUAACAUGGGUUACGCUUCCCCUAAGCGGGCCCUCCGCAUCCUAUCUCUGUCUUAUCUCAAAUGCCAAUGGUUUGAAUGUAUCAAUAUAUACAUUGGAAAUGACGUUCAAUCAAAUAAACCCAUACCCCACUCACUUGGCCAGGCUUCAGAAUCGUCCAGUGGGCAGUGCGCUCUACACUCCAACUUCCCUUUCUUUCAAAUUCACCCCAAAUUUGAUAUUUUACCCCUUUGAGUGUUGAUUAAUCACAAUGAAACAUUGUGACAGAGCACGGACUUGAGGUUACUAGAGUAUUAAAUAAUCUAGGUCCUAUUUAGGAUUAGAUCUGAAAAAUCCAAAUCUGGCCAACGCCCACCAACUUUAGACCUUAAACGUGUUUUAUAUAUAAUAAAUAAUAUAAAGAUAAUGUUGCUCGCAGUCCUUCGGAUCAAGCAUAGAAAACUAUUUUACAAAGUAUGCUCUCGGCGAUAAGAUAAACCUGCGUCAUAAAGGACCUUAACAUUACCCUUCUUGGCUUUAAGUGUCUUGGCCUGAUCUUUGGGCUUUGAGGAGCUAGGCAGUGUGCUUAUGUAACCAACAAUCCAUCCUGGAAUUCUACCGAUAGCUCUACCAUUUACUACUGGAAUAAUGCUGUCACAUGAACACACUUCCUUAACUGCUGUGCAAUGAUCAUGCUUUGCACACUCAACCCCAAAAAACUCAUCCAAGACAGGACUUAGUUUUUUUGAGCCAUACGAGCUGCAACCAUUGCUUGCACUGCCUGGAUAUCCCGGUCAAUUACAUCGUAUGACCAUUCCUGAGAAACACCACCAGUUGCAAAUUCUGCCAAUUUUCUGAAGAAGUCUUUAGCAUAUGGCUUGUGUGCUGCCACAUACUGCUUAGUAGUCUUAUUGCUAAUAGACUUCUUCAGCUUCUCAUCGGUCAAAGCAACUGUUGCAGUGUAAGCACAAAGUAGUGCUAUGUCCAUCCGGGAAUGUGGCAGGUGUUGGCCACCAGAUUGAGCAGAUGAAUUGAUAGCAAUAAUCAAAUCUGCCUUCUUUUGAUAGACACCUUUGAUUAAUGCAUCAUUGUGCAUGUCAUCGAUUGACUUCCGGGAGAAGAUUGCACCUGCUAGCGGUGUCAGAACAAUGAAACCAGCUUCUACUGCAAUGGGGGUAUAAGUGUUCAGUAUAUGAAUUGCCACCAAUGACACCUGCUUCAUAGUCAAAGUGAUGCCUCUGUUGACUGACACUUUAGGGGCAUCGAGUGGUGCAGCAACACUUUUGAAGGUUGCACAUGUAAUUGUACCACUGAUGUGGUACUUCAACUCAGCCUCAAUAUAAUUGAGUUCCCAAUAGUUGAGUAAGGCAGCAAAUUUGAGGGAAUAAACAUGUUCACCUUUGUUGGCAUUGGUGAUCCUUUUAUCUUCCGGCACACUUUGGUUGAACAAUUCAACAGCAUCAAUGAGCAUGGCAUCAAGCUGAAUUUUGGUAUACAAAUGGUAUGACCGCAUAUUCCAAUGCUUGUCAGAAUCUUGGCCUGCUUUGAUUUGCCUUGUUGAUGGUGCAAUAUGAUAAAUGACCAGUUCCAUCAGGUUCAGUGCUUUGUUGUUGCUGUUGACAGUUGGCUUUUCGAAUAUGCUUGGUAAUAAUUUACCAACUUCAAUCAGUAGGUCCGAAAAAUCAAGUGAUGAUGCACCAGCCCUCUUGAAAACACUUGUGAAUUCAAAAUCGGUGAGCACCGACUACAAAUUACACAACUUACUAGUUUUUCAACGCCUGCAACUCCUCAAUGCCAAUCUACCUUCGGCGGGCGCUUAGCGAGGUCGGUAAUUGAACAGUAAUACACUAAAUGAAAACAUAUCUGCUUUCCGUGGUACAACAGUGGCGAACAAUUAGGUACAAUAAUCAGCACAAAACAUAAUUCGCAACAACAAAAACACAUCUAUCGCGAUGGAGUCUAUACUCUCCUCUUUCCAGGCCAGCUGCUGGGGUAAACAAAACAAAGUAGUGCGAAAGCGAUGGCCGUGUUCAGCUACCUUGAUUAUCGAUCCCCAGCAGCACCUUCGGUGUAGUUCUCUCGUAACUGGGAAUGUCGAUGUCUUCAAGGUGCUUAAACUCCUGGACCAACUUCGCUGAAUCCAGCUUCUGUGCAGGGAGGUUUAACCUGUGCACCGUAUGAGCUUCGAGCAGAUCGUAUCUACUCGACGAGUCUCUGGCAGAUAUCUCAAGCACCACUUUCUUCGACUGAUACUCCGUGCGCUGUACGCCGUUUGUCCAAGUCAUCUGCAGUGGUUCCACUGGUCCAUCGGCACCCAACGUUCUCACCAAUUCACUGUCCACCAUGGUAACCGAAGAUCCUUCAUCGAUGAGUGCUAGAGUAUCUACUCUUUUCUUGCCGUUGUACAGCGUCACUGGAACCAUCCUAAACAGAACUGCACAUUUCGACUGACGAUGACUAUUACACUGCACCUGAGUUCGCGAGUAUCCGUCUGGUCCACCAUGAAGAAGGGCAUUGUGGUUCUCCGGACAGCCAUCUACCUUGCAACAAACUCUUAUACGACAUGAUCGUUGUCCGUGGUCGUAAAGGCAGAGUGGACAGAGGUUCAACCGACUCACCGUUUUCCACCGCCCUGCAACACUCUGUUUUAGCAAUUCCUGGCAGUUCCUUCCGUAAUGCCCAGACUUUUGGCACACGGAACACUUCAACUCUCGGCGCUGGUGUUGGGGUGACGAAUUCUUCCCAGCUGACAUAAGAAUCCCAGACCGGCCGCUAUCUCCAUGUGAUCUAUUUCGCAUCUUACCGUUCUCCUUUGCAUCUGCCUUCUCGAAGGUUGCUUCCAACGCCUUCUCUACGAGACCUUCCAUGAAUGCACCGAAUGUUUCCAAGUCGACUGACUGUGCGCGUCGCUUGUAGUCCACCCUAGCGGUGUCAGAACAAUGAAACCAGCUUCUACUGCAAUGGGGGUAUAGUGUUCAGUAUAUGAAUUGCCACCAAUGACACCUGCUUCAUAGUCAAAGUGAUGCCUCUGUUGACUGACACUUUAGGGGCAUCGAGUGGUGCAGCAACACUUUUGAAGGUUGCACAUGUAAUUGUACCACUGAUGUGGUACUUCAACUCAGCCUCAAUAUAAUUGAGUUCCCAAUAGUUGAGUAAGGCAGCAAAUUUGAGGGAAUAAACAUGUUCACCUUUGUUGGCAUUGGUGAUCCUUUUAUCUUCCGGCACACUUUGGUUGAACAAUUCAACAGCAUCAAUGAGCAUGGCAUCAAGCUGAAUUUUGGUAUACAAAUGGUAUGACCGCAUAUUCCAAUGCUUGUCAGAAUCUUGGCCUGCUUUGAUUUGCCUUGUUGAUGGUGCAAUAUGAUAAAUGACCAGUUCCAUCAGGUUCAGUGCUUUGUUGUUGCUGUUGACAGUUGGCUUUUCGAAUAUGCUUGGUAAUAAUUUACCAACUUCAAUCAGUAGGUCCGAAAAAUCAAGUGAUGAUGCACCAGCCCUCUUGAAAACACUUGUGAAUUCAAAAUCGGUGAGCACCGACUACAAAUUACACAACUUACUAGUUUUUCAACGCCUGCAACUCCUCAAUGCCAAUCUACCUUCGGCGGGCGCUUAGCGAGGUCGGUAAUUGAACAGUAAUACACUAAAUGAAAACAUAUCUGCUUUCCGUGGUACAACAGUGGCGAACAAUUAGGUACAAUAAUCAGCACAAAACAUAAUUCGCAACAACAAAAACACAUCUAUCGCGAUGGAGUCUAUACUCUCCUCUUUCCAGGCCAGCUGCUGGGGUAAACAAAACAAAGUAGUGCGAAAGCGAUGGCCGUGUUCAGCUACCUUGAUUAUCGAUCCCCAGCAGCACCUUCGGUGUAGUUCUCUCGUAACUGGGAAUGUCGAUGUCUUCAAGGUGCUUAAACUCCUGGACCAACUUCGCUGAAUCCAGCUUCUGUGCAGGGAGGUUUAACCUGUGCACCGUAUGAGCUUCGAGCAGAUCGUAUCUACUCGACGAGUCUCUGGCAGAUAUCUCAAGCACCACUUUCUUCGACUGAUACUCCGUGCGCUGUACGCCGUUUGUCCAAGUCAUCUGCAGUGGUUCCACUGGUCCAUCGGCACCCAACGUUCUCACCAAUUCACUGUCCACCAUGGUAACCGAAGAUCCUUCAUCGAUGAGUGCUAGAGUAUCUACUCUUUUCUUGCCGUUGUACAGCGUCACUGGAAACAUCCUAAACAGAACUGCACAUUUCGACUGACGAUGACUAUUACAGCCAUCUACCUUGCAACGAACUCUUAUACGACAUGCUCGUUGUCCGUGGUCGUAAAGGCAGAGUGGACAGAGGUUCAACCGAGUCACCGUUUUCCACCGCUCUGCAACACUCUGUUUUAGCAAUUCCUGGCAGUUCCUUCCGUAAUGCCCAGACUUUUGGCACACGGAACACUUCAACUCUCGGCGCUGGUGUUGGGGUCACGAAUUCUUCCCAGCUGACAUAACAAUCCCAGACCGGCCGCUAUCUCCAUGUGAUCUAUUUCGCAUCUUACCGUUCUCCUUUGCAUCUGCCUUCUCGAAGGUUGCUUCCAACGCCUUCUCUACGAGACCUUCCAUGAAUGCACCGAAUGUUUCCAAGUCGACUGACUGUGCGCGUCGCUUGUAGUCCACCCACUCCAUGGCAUAGUACGACGGCAGCUUCUGAACUAGACUCUGCAUCAAAAUUGGGUUCUUCAAGUGGUCCACCAGCCCGGCCGCUUUGAGAUGCUGAGUAAACUCUUCGACGGCACUUCCGAACUCGAUCACCGACUCCACUGCGGGAUCGAGUGGAAAUGGUUUCAUACUAGGGAGAAUACAAGAAGUGUGAGUUUUUUGCUUUUUUAUCCUCAAGGGAAUUUUUUUUUAGGAUGAAAAAGCAAAAAACACAAACAUCCUGCAUUCUCCUCAGGAUGAAACCAUUUCCAUACGAUCCCGCAAGUUAUUUACCUACAGAAAUGAUAAGAACUAUAUUUUUGAUCCAGCGAAUUUCAGUGAUACACAAUUAAAUGUAUUUUUCCGUCCAUUUUCCCCCAUUGUGCGAUGGCAUAGUAUAGGUGCUAUAGCAAGCAGAAAAAAAUAAAAAAAGAUAAAAAAUAACUUACUUGAUGCACUUUUGCCUCACUGACGCUGAAAUACACAACAGAACGAAUGCAGUUGUAUACUCACAAUGUUUACGUUUAUGAGUGAGACACAGCAGACAGCCUUCUCUUCUCACAACUCACUUGCUCACUGUCUCUCAGUUUGUCUCUUGUCGCAAUGGAACUCACUCUCAGCUUUACCACUUGUCUCAAUCGUUCUCACUGUUUACAGCUGAUAUUUUCUCACACUUCUCUCUCGGAUACUCCGGAGAAUAUGAAAUGGCACAUAGAACCAGCAACAAUGUCCGUAAGAGAAUAAAAAGUUCUUCGAUCUAUAGUGAAAUAAAAUGGCCAAAACCAAUCAGAAAAACGUUCAAAAUGGCACUUUUCACAAUUUCAAUAUGAACUAUUCCUGCCGGUCAUCGCACCAUACAACGCGUGCAACACUAUUAAUCGUUCUUUCGAUCUUUUCAACCGUGACUCUAAUCUGUUCAAUGCGUUUUUAGCUCAACGAGAUGAAAACGCAUAGCAGAUGACAAGCACACAGUCUUUUCUCUGCUCAAGUUUUCUCGAGCUCACUACACUCUUCACAAAAACUCUGCAAUAGGUAGAAACUCGGUUUCUUCUAGAAAUUCCCUGCAACAGAAAAAUCCGUCUGAGAAUCACAUUUAUAUGUACAAUACUAUUUGUUUGUGUGUAAAAAAACCCGAACGAUUGAUGAUCGUAUGUCGAAAGGGUUCAGCCCAUUUACCGAGUACGUUACUCAUAUUAAUCGAAUCGCGGUACGCUACACUACAGAUACUCUAUCUCAUCUUCCACUGCUCUUCUACGAACUUUAAGAUUGAGGCUCUCUGACUCAUCUUUAGACCUUUGUUUUGGGUAGGUAAUUAACCCGGAUAUUGAAUCGAAUAAACAUGAUUAUAGACAAACAAUCCAGUGUGUGUUCUUCUUCAUGAAGUAGAAAUUUGUGAGAGCAUUUAUUAUAGAACAGAAAAGCUUAAUACAAAAUGUGCCGAAAAGCACAGUUGCCCACCAGGACCCAAAACCAUUGGCACUAUCUGAUAUUUCAUCCAUUUUGCUCUUGAAGUCAGACACACUCUUUGAGUUAAAGCUGUUCAUUAUACUUACUCCUGCAGGAAGGUCUGAGCCGGUUUGCAGAGUGUUUAUUAUUCUUGAUGAAAUAAUUUUGGUACUGAAUAAUCAUGUCUGACCUCCGUUAGCAAUUGAAUCGAGAGGCUCAAAAUUGUAAUUCAGAUCAUCGGGAGCAAUCGUUAUUGGUGUUCUAGCUGGGACAACACCUAUCUGUGUUUGCAUCACCCAUUGAUUGUGCAAUUUAUACAUAGGUCCAAAGUCAUUUGAGCAAUCAACUAUUGAUCCAAUUUUUACCAAUAUCCUACUCCGUGGUGACAUAUACUUUGUUAUGUUGUUGUGUGAAAUGACAAGCUUAUUGUAGCAAUGGUUUAGUUUUUUCUGCUCAAGCUCAACUAGAACAGGGCUACGCUUUGCAACAUAUGUAACUUCACCCCUGACGACUGCAGUAUAUCCGGGCUCAUGGAAGUAAGCAAAUACAUAUUGGAUUGGUGAUAUAUUCGCAAUAGCCAUAAUGUUGCUUGUAAUUCUAUUUUGGCUCAGACACCUAUCCUUCUCAAAUAGCCAAAAUAACUGGUUGACUUGAUUCUUUGUAUGCCUUAGGGAGUAAACAAUCUUCGAAUUUAUAUAGUUGACCAUGCUAACUGACUUAGGGUCAACAACUCUGAGCUCAGGAAAUGGAGGAGAAAUCUCAGUGGUCAUUGUAACAAAAAGUCUAAGGUAUUCUGUGUAAAAUGACUUGAAUCCACAAAUACUUGUCUUUUUUGAUUCAAGUUUGAUCUGAAAGUUAUCAUUUUGUCCUCCUGAUGCAACUGUCACUAAAUGAGCCAAACCCCUAUAAAGAACCGCUUGGUUUGCUACAUCGCUAAUGCACCUCGGAACUGGUAGUGUCCAGUACAACCAGCCAUAGUCGGCUUGCUCACAUGACUCACGAGCUAAUUCACAUCUAAUACCAUUAGGGAAUAUAACAACUUUCUCUUCGAAAUCCACAGUUGCCUUUACGGAUGAGAAGGUAAUUUUAUUUUGAGGCUUGUAUACUUCACUACACGUUCCCAAUGCUUUCCUCCGUAGUUCAGAUCUCCUCCUGGGUAACAACUCCCAUCUGCAGAGUAACCCCCAUAGCUUACAAAUGAUUCCUCAUACGAACCUACAUCUGGAAAUUGAAAUGUAGUAGAAGGUGCAAAAGGAACUCUAUAGGAUCGUUGGUGGACAAGCCUUUGUCAUUCUUCAUUCUCAAUCUUGACCACUUGUGAAUAGAAGCCUACCACACUAUCAUCUCCCAACCACUUGCCGCAUCUCGUUAAUACAUGAGAUGCUUGAACUGAGCAGCGAUAAACUAGAAGGUCUUCCUGGCUUGAUGUUUGAGUUAUUAUAACUUGGAUAUCUUGCACCGAAGGAGAGGUGUUGUUGCGCACACAACUUGGUAUAUCAAUUAAGGAUAUUGUUGUCUUGUUUACUUGCUCGCCUUCACAAUCAUAUGCAACAAUUGCAGUGGUCCUAGAUACGAACAACAUGGUUAACAGUAUUUUAAACAUGGUAUACAGGGGAGACAUCUUCUAAACUUUGUAUGUAAAUAUAUAAGCUGGUUACAACCUUAACAAUCGAUGUGAAUGUUAACUGUUUUAGCUUCCUUCAGAUUCUCCGGAUCUCAUAGCCAGCCGUAAUCUAUAAUUAGAGUGUAUCAUAGCCACGGCUGUUCGUUGCCCGCUCGGUUGUUUUACCGAGGAUUCACCUCGCUUUCCUGCACAAUCAACCUGCACGAGUUACCAGUUAAGAAUUUCCUUCCACUGAUUUGGAAAAAAAUCUUUUAGGAGCUUUAACUCCGUAUUUAUUCACUGAUCACUUAAGACUAAUUACAUUUUUAUUCUUAUGCUACCAAGAAGGUUCUCUAUCUGAUGAAUACGUAGUAUGUUUAUGUUUACGCUCCGGUGCUGGCUGUUGUAGGGUGGUCACAAGCUCUCGUUGGGAUGUGAUGAUAUCAGCAACUGAUUAUGAUUGUUUAUCCGGUGCAUCCGGCGGUUCGGCGUGAGAAGUAAACACUUCGAUCGUUCGAUGGAUUGGCGUGUGAAUAUGCUGAGCUUGUAAAUCGCGUCGUCCGUUUAAUAACUGCGUCGUCCGUUUCUAACUCCUCCCCUCUUAAGUGACUUUGUCCUCAAAGUUCACAUGUAGAUGGUUCGUAACGGUAUCGGGGCAUCCGAAAAUGUUUGUAGUUCUUUCUUUUUUGCAGUUGAUAAUUCUUCUGCUAUCAAUUGAUAAUGAUGAUGGUUCUGGGUCUUUAAUAACGAUGGUUUCAAUAUUUUUGUCGAACUUUACUGCGACGGUUUUUGUACUCUUGCUUCUGGAAAUGUAGUAAAGAAUUGAAAUUAUGCUGAUGAUAAUAUAGAAAAUCCAGAUAUUCCGAAGAGAUUGAAUUUCCAAUUAAGGGAAUUGUUUUGUAGCUUCAAAUGUUCCAAUGCAUUUCGAUGUUUCAAUGUCAGGUUUUGUAGAUAUUCUGCUGGUGGAUCAUCUCUGGUAAGAGUUUCAUUUACUAGUAGUCCUGUAGUUGGAUAAUAAGGUCUUCCAGGUAUGGUGAUCUCAUGAUUAACAUACGGUUCUCCGUUGAUGUGUAAAUCACAUUGUUUGAAUUGAAUUAUAAAUGAUCCGUUGAGUAGUUGACUUGAAUUGGUGCAAUUUGUUGAUACACUUGCUAUGGCGUCAUUAAUUAGAAUUGUUCCUUGGUUUAUCCUUUUUAUUAGUCCUUUAGAAUAAACCUUCUUUCUCCAUCAAGCUGCGCCCAUAAAAGUUUGGUGUUUUGCAAAAUAGUCCACCAGCCGCGUAACAAUGUUAAUUGCAAUGCGAUUGUCACUGUUGCCACAAUAUAUGCUUUCGCUGGCAUAACCUCCCGAUUUCCAUCAACUUCUUGAGCACAGAGGUUUUUUUUUGUCUUACUUUUCCGUGGUCAGUCCAUUCAGCUUGAACAACUUAUCAGCCCGCUUCACAACUUCAUUAUUUAAUCUUCGCUGAAUCUCAGCCCACAGGCUUAAAACGAGUUGCAAGAUCACUCCCGCCGACGAAAACCACAAAAUUGUCACUAUUGUAUCCAGUCUCGCAGAGUGCUCAGUUUGCGUAUUCACUAUCUCGAUAUGGUUAUCACCGUUGUGCUGGACUUAAGCUUUGGAUUCUUCAGAACCCAUUUUUUUUUAAUAUCGAAUUUUCAGCACUUAGAAAACUGAGUGUCUUCACUCUUUUUUUGAAAUUUUUGAACACUUGCCACUUUUUGGAACUUUGUUCACUUUAAACUGGCCGAACAUUGCAUGUUCUAUUGUCAGUUCGCCAUGAAACGGUCGGGAGUUUCUCUUUCAGAAGAAACACUUCUUCACUCGUCUAGAGUACAACUUCAAUUCUAUUUCUUCAUCAGUUUUCAUUACAUUCAAACUUAACUCUACAUUGAAAAUCUUAACUCUAUACAACAUUUAUUCUAUGGGAGGAGCUUGGACUCACUUUUGUAAAGACGAUAGCCAAUCGUCAUUGAAUAGUCUAUUUGUUCAACAUGUGUUGUGGAAUCGGACCACCAAUACGCGCGACAUGUAUCUUUUCUGCACGGGUGGCAUUUUGCUGGUUUUGCUUUUAUUUUGAAGUGGUAAAGUCCAUAUUAUGGUUUGGAAGAAAUAACAUGUUUAUGCAAACAUGUGAAUGCAAUAAAUUUGAAAUGAGGUCUGUUGUGAAAUUUGGCUGAGCAUGCACUUGCGAGUGUUGGCCACUCACAAGUGUCUUAUUGUAAUUUAUGACUUGAGAUAUGAAAUGAACUGUAAAUGAUUAUUUUGGAAUAGUACAGAGGUUGAGGUAUUUCAUUUCGUGGCCCAAAUGUUUCUUCGUAAUUUUUUGGUCUUGCCAAACUUUUACGGAAUUCCAUGUUUUGGAAUGUUAUACAGUAUGCAUAUGCUGUUGGUAAUGAAUCAACAUUAUCAUUCUUUAGGAAUUUUCCAACUUCUCCAUCUAAACCUCUGAUGAAAGCAUCAACGGCUUUUCGAUUAUAUAAUGAUAAUAUAGAUUUUGCAGCUUCUGGAUGAGCAAACUGAUCAUCUGUAGCUACACAAUUUGAGAUUAAUGAGAGAAUCUUGUUAAUUUCAUUAUAAAAUUCUUCCAUCGAUCUUCCUUUCUGGCAACUAUAAGAAAGCUGGUAAUCUAAUGUUCCUAAAUCUCUCUUCUCUCCGUAAUAUGUCACCAAUGUUCUCUUGAUCAGGUUCCAAUUCAUGUUCACAUUAGAUGAUACUAAAGCAUCGUUUGCUUCACCUCUGAUUUUUCGCCUGAUUGUUUUACAUAUUACAUGAAACGAGAUCCGGAUUUUUUUCUAUGGAAUCUGGAUUUACAGGUAUGCCAUUAACAUCUGUCAAAUACAAUGGUGGAUCUGAAAUGUCUGUUUCAGCUGAGGGUGCAGAAGCAACCUCCAGAGCCGAAAUACGAUUCAAAAUUUCUGCCAACUGGUUUUGAUCCAUGUUGAUAUUAAUUCUUGAAAAUUGUGCAAUUAAGGCUUCAAUUUUUUACAAAAUUCUUAUAAAAAAAAAUUCACAAAUAUUUCAGCUCUUCACUUUACACUUGAAGAAUUCACUUUCAUUUACACUUCACUUUCACUUUGAUUGAUUUAUACUUAUUAUACUUUUCUUACAGAACUACUUCAAAACGCGAAACUUAAAUGCUAGUUUUGAAAUUCACUUGACUUAAUUGAAACAAAUUUCACUUUAUAAUUUCUUUUAUAUUUUUCACUUUCUGUGAUAUAUUUUGUUCUUUCUGUGUCAAUACUUACAAAUAAAUUCCAAACAUCAUACGGGAAUGCCGUACAAUUGCGGGAUUUGUAGCCUCAACUCCUUGAGCCUCUGACGGAAAGAAUGAUGAAGGGCGGGAUCGCGUGCUUGGUGAUUGAAUCCUAUUAACUCCCUUUGGUGUUACCAGCAACUGCCGGGUGCAUCGAGACAAGCUGGUUUGGAACCGGAUGCGCCUUCCAAUUGAUACCGGUGUGGCGGCAAGUUCCUUUCUCUCCGCACGAAUCCUCUAACGGUCGUGGUUACUCAGGGGCCAACUCCACACGGCUGCUAUGUAGCGGUCACAAUUGGCUUCAGAUAAUCUCGGAUGAAGAUUAUCAAGAUGUCACGAACUCUAACGUGGUGCACUUCUUGACUUGUCUCUUCCGAACUUUUCCUAAUUGCGCUUAACCGGUCCCUAUUUCGGGCGCCAGUUAAGAAUUUCCUUCAACUGAUUUGAAAAAAAAAUCUUUUGGGAGCUUUAACUCCGUAUUUAUUCACUGAUCACUUAAGACUAAUUACAUUUUUAUUCUUAUGCUACCAAAAAGGUUCUCUAUCUGAUGAAUACGUAGUAUGUUUAUGUUUACGCUCCGGUGCUGGCUGUUGUAGGGUGGUCACAAGCUCUCGUUGGGAUGUGAUGAUAUCAGCAACUGAUUAUGAUUGUUUAUCCGGUGCAUCCGGCGGUUCAGCGUGAGAAGUAAACACUUCGAUCGUUCGAUGGAUUGGCGUGUGAAUAUGCUGAGCUUGUAAAUUGCGUCGUCCGUUUAAUAACUGCGUCGUCCGUUUCUAACUUACCGCAACGAUGUAAUAUGGGGGCCUUUUCCACCGAUUAAAUCGCCUUUCGAUUUCUCAGGCAUGCAGCUCCGAUCCCUCAGGUUCCUCUUUCACGAGUAAAGGAGUCUACACACACAACCAUGCUCAUCCCGUACGGGACGGAAUCGACGGCGGUAAGAGAGAGAACCAACUAGUAGGGUAAGGUGGGGUACGAUGGGUCUUAGUCUGUAUCUUGGGGUCAAUAUGACUCCAGGCAAUUUUUGCAAUCUUGAUUAUUGAUCAAUCAUUUUCUCUGACAUUGUUGUAUGCUUAAACCUUAAGAAUUCCAUAAGACAUGACUUAUGAACCUGGACAAUUUUGAUUUCAUAAGAUACUUAUGAAUUCCAUAGGCAUGAGUUAUGUAUUUCAUAAGCACGACUUAGGAAUGAUUAUCGUAAUAUAUGGGGUACUACGAGUGAUUCUUAUACACCUUUAACCAAUUCUAUUUCCCAAGCAUUGAUAUACGUGGGAACAAAUCACGGAGUCAAUAAUCUGAACGCUUAGGAUUCGAUUCCGGUCUGCUACAUUUUACAUUACUGCUUUUAAAUUGGAUAAGCUAACCUAUGAAUUUUGUUUCAUAAGCCAAACUUUCCAUAAGAAAUCCUUUUGUUAAAAUUUCAUUAGUUGUUCUUAUGGAAUUCUAACGUUCCUUAACCAUCAUCUGAAAGGGCUUCGUUUUCUGAGCACAACAGUAUUUUUUUCAAUCAAUCAAAAUAUCCACUUCAUUGUUUGACGCAAAACUAACAAAUUGACAGCUCGCUCCCAUACAAAAUAACACUGAGGGGCGCGAAGAUGGUGAUCGCACUUAUUUAAAAUAGUUCCAGUGCUCCAAAACAGAUGCAAUUUUGAAUUUCGGUUCCAUUUGAUAUGCAGAUUACGAAUAUGCAAUUACUUCAAUACCCCUCCUAAAGAACCCCUAUUGCGACUCCUCGGUCCUCGUUUACCUCUUUCGAAAGUGAAGUUAUACAAAUUCCACAUAAAGAACAUAACGUGCCUUGAGAACCGCUUACAUCAGCAUCACCAUCAAUUCAUGUUCUAUUUGGUAGGACUAACUUCGUCUGUGCUUCACCCUCGCUUCGGGACGCUUUCUACGGAUGAUCUCUUCUUCCUCUUUGGUGUGUGACCAAAUUUCUGUUGAUAUCGGCUUCUGAUGACAACGAAGAUGCAGCUCGGCAUUCGAAGUCCAGUGUAUAAGUCGUUACCGUUCGGUCAGUUCGUAGUCUUCCAUUGUUUGUUUCUGUAACGGUUAUU